This is a messenger RNA of Diceros bicornis minor, 1972 nucleotides long. RefSeq names its product sirtuin 6 (gene SIRT6). NCBI's taxonomy places the organism in Eukaryota, Metazoa, Chordata, Mammalia, Perissodactyla, Rhinocerotidae. Gene Ontology annotation, molecular function: NAD+ binding. The record is from RefSeq and is a predicted model, not a curated record. The transcript is spliced from 9 exons. Bases 567 to 1430 code for a protein of 287 amino acids.
GACACGCCCAGCUCCGGGUGGGCCGGGCUGGGACAGAGGGAAAGACCCGCGUCGGGGAAGUCCUGAAGUUCUGAUGGGGGAGCAGGGGACGUAGGUGCGGGCGGAAGGCACUGCAGAGGGCAGAGGCAGGGAGGUGGGAAUAAACACAUUUUGGAGAAAAGAUUACACCAGAGAGGUUUCCAGAGCCAGGCCAGGACGGGCCUCAAAUGCCAGGCUGGGGAGAUGACCCUGUCCCGAGGGUGAUGGGGAAGGGUUUUGAGCUGGGGAGGGACCUGGAGGAUGUAAGUCAGAAAGACCCCUCCAGCCACUCCCAGAGGAAGUCCCUUCCAUACACUGAGACCUCGGCUAUUGUGAAUAAUGCUGCUAUGAACAUGGCUGUGCAAAUGAGAUGACUUUUGAGCCAAGACCUAAAGAAGAUCUUCGACCCCCCUGAGGAGCUGGAGCGGAAGGUGUGGGAGCUGGCGAAGCUGGUCUGGCAGUCCUCCAAUGUGGUGUUCCACACGGGCGCGGGCAUCAGCACCGCCUCUGGCAUCCCUGACUUCAGGGGUCCCCACGGCGUCUGGACGAUGGAGGAGCGGGGCCUGGCCCCCACGUUUGACACCACCUUCGAGAGCGCGCGGCCCACGCAGACCCACAUGGCGCUGGUGCGGCUGGAGCGGGUGGGCCUCCUCCGCUUCCUGGUCAGCCAGAACGUGGACGGGCUGCACGUGCGCUCCGGCUUCCCCAGGGACAAGCUGGCGGAGCUUCACGGGAACAUGUUUGUAGAAGAAUGUGUGAAGUGUAAGACGCAGUACGUCCGGGACACCGUGGUGGGCAGCAUGGGCCUCAAAGCCACGGGCCGGCUCUGCACCAUGGCCAAGGCCAGGGGGCUGCGGGCCUGCAGAGGGGAGCUGAGAGACACCAUCCUAGACUGGGAGGAUGCUCUGCCCGACCGGGACCUCACUCUCGCCGACGAGGCCAGCAGGAGCGCGGACCUGUCCAUCACGCUGGGCACCUCCCUGCAAAUCCGGCCCAGCGGGAACCUGCCGCUCGCCACCAAGCGCCGCGGGGGCCGGCUGGUCAUCGUCAACCUUCAGCCCACCAAGCACGACCGCCACGCCGACCUGCGCAUCCACGGCUACGUAGACGAGGUCAUGACGCGGCUCAUGAAGCACUUGGGCCUGGAGAUCCCCGCCUGGGACGGCCCCCGCGUGCUGGACAGGGCGCUGCCGCCGCUGCCCCGGCCGCCCGCCCCCCAGCUCGAGCCCAAAGAGGAGCCCCCCGCCCAGCACAACGGCCCUGCGCCCGCCAGCCCCAAGCAGGAGCGCACAGCCGAGCCCUGCGCCCAGCUCCACGGCUCCGGGCCCGCCAGCCCCAAAAGGGAGGGGCUGAACAGUCCCGCCCCCUGCAGGCCCCCCAAAAGGAUGAAGGCCGAGGCGGUUCCCAGCUGACCAGGGGGCCCGGGGAGGGUGGGGUUUUUGUAGAAACCGUGGAUUCUUUUUUUCUUACCCGUCUCACUUUGUUACCUGUCUCUGCCCUUCGUGGGGAGACCUCAGGGCGCUGAGAGCUGGGCUCCAGGCCCCGGGGCAGAUUUGAACCUCCCUUUAGCUCCAGGGGCCUCUGAGGGGGGCCUGGAUCCCGACCUUGGAGCUGACACCCCAGCACCUGCUCCUCCCCCACGCCGCAGCCCUGACUCAGGAUGUUCUGGGAGGUGUGGCCGGGCCCUCCCUGGUUUCCAGCCGAACCAGCAUUAACUCUCUCUGCCUCCUGGGCCCUCACACUCCCCGAACCCUGCCUCCCCAAAACCACCUUCACAGCCUCUCCAGGAGGGAAGGGAGACGCAGCCACCUUUUCAGAGCCAGACUUAAGUGGUGGGACAGACAAUAGAGGCUUGCACUGCCUUUGGGGCUGGAGGGAGAAAAAGGUGGGUCCGCCUGAUUUCCUCCAGGCUUCCAGAAAAGUCUUCAAUGCAAUAAAAGCAGAACUUCUUGCA